CUCGCAGCGAACAGAAUGAAGGUGAUUGCUCUGACUCUACUGGUGGCUUUGGUGGCCAGCGCCCAGGCGGGCAAAUUGAGCGACAAGUUCGCCCAUUUGAUACCUGGCUUUGCCACCGGCUUCGUGAUCAAUGGCACCGAGGCGGAGCCGCACUCUGCCCCGUAUAUCGUGUCGCUGGGCACCAAAUUCGAGAAGCAUUCGCACAUCUGUGGCGGCACCAUCAUCAACAAGGUAUGGAUCCUCACUGCCGCCCACUGCAUCUCCAAUCCCGUGGGCAUGAGCGCCAUCGGCGGCCUGCACACCCGCUCCGAAGUCGAUGAGCUCACCCAGCACCGCCAGAUUGACUUUGGCCGCGUCCACGAGUCGUACACGGGCGGCGUGGGACCCUUCGACAUUGCCAUCCUGCACGUGAGCGAGCCCUUCGAGUUCAACGAGUGGGUGCAGCCCGCCGUGCUGCCCACCCGCGAGGAGGUCCAUGAGGGAGAGUCGCACCUGUACGGCUGGGGACAGCCCAAGUCGUAUGUCCUGACCGCCGCCAAGACCCUGCAGACCGUCACCACCGAGCUGGUGAACUACGCACAGUGCGUCGAGGAGCUGCCCGAGAACGCGCCCCUGGCCCCAUCGAACAUCUGCUCCUCGUCCCUGCAGCAGAGCGUGUCCGCCUGCAACGGCGACUCGGGCGGCCCCCUCGUCGUGGAGCACGAGAACGGCCCCUCCGAGCUGGUCGGCAUCGUCUCCUGGGGCUACAUUCCCUGCGGACUGGCCCAGCUGCCAUCGGUCUACACCCGCGUCUCUGCCUACGUCGACUGGAUCCAGGCCAAGCAGGCCGCCUACAACGCUCUCUUCUAGGGGAUAAUCCUUGCAUCUUCCAAUGGAUUCCGCUUCUGGAAUCUAUCAACAAGAUGACUAUACAAUCCAUUGACGUGAUCCAUUGUGAAAUAAAUGCAUUCGUCUAAA
Molecule: messenger RNA, 957 nt
Organism: Drosophila obscura
Lineage: Eukaryota; Metazoa; Arthropoda; Insecta; Diptera; Drosophilidae
Product: lectizyme
Biological process (GO): proteolysis
Molecular function (GO): serine-type endopeptidase activity
Source: RefSeq, a predicted model, not a curated record